This is a messenger RNA of Sporothrix brasiliensis 5110, 5151 nucleotides long. RefSeq lists its product as uncharacterized. NCBI's taxonomy places the organism in Eukaryota, Fungi, Ascomycota, Sordariomycetes, Ophiostomatales, Ophiostomataceae. The coding region runs from base 1 to 5151 and encodes 1716 amino acids. The record is from RefSeq and is a predicted model, not a curated record. The transcript has a single exon.
AUGGACGCAGCGUGCAACUUCCCCGAGAUCCUGGCGCUCGACCUGGAAACAGCCGAGUCGCUCUUCCCGUCGAACCGAAUGACCUCCGGUGCUCCGCGGCCCAUGGACGCCAUUUUUGAGUCCCAGAGCAUCCAGGACUUGGGCUUGGACCUGGGUCAGCUCAACCACAAGCUCAACAACCUGAGCCUCGAAGAGGCGAGCAGCAUUUUGGACAGUCUCGGCAAUCUGAGCGCACUGAACAACCUCAACAACCUCAACAACCUCAGUAGCCUCAGCAACCCGGCCACGAUCGCUUAUGCGUCGUCCCCUCGCAAAUUUCUACCUAGCAAAACGCCGUCUUCCGGCCAAAAUCAUAAACAUAACCAACCGGCCCAUCAGGACCACCACACCCGUUCCAAAUCGACUACGCACGCCAUUCCCAACGAUCUGGCCUCGUAUCUGCGCCAAUCCCAGCACCAGCACCAGCACCAGCACAGGGGAGAGUUCAGCAACUCUGAUGACGCCGCAGAUACGCGCCUCAGUCAAAGACCAACAACGGCCGGCGGCAUCGCCGACCACGACCGCGACCGUGGCAACAGCCCAGGACCUGUCUUUUCCAUAUCGCGAUCUAAAAUCAAGCAGCACGGCCCGCCUUCAUACUCCUCGUCUGCUGUGCCUCGUUACGCUGCGGGUACGACUGUGAACCCCAUAGCUGUAGCCACCCACCACCAAGAACCGGGACACAACACCACAGGCGAGUGGGACACAGACAGUGUUGACAGCUUCGAGUUGCCCAACAUUCGCUUGUCGCGCCGAAACGGAGGACCAGGAGAGGGUGUCAGUGGCCAAGGUCGAGGUGGACAAGGCAGUGAGUCCAAGUCGUCGCCUGCGCCGCAACUGUCCAUGCACGAGCGUGUCCAGCACCAGGAAGACGAACAGAUCCAGCACUGGAAACAGCUGCAGCAGCUCAAACAACUCCGCCAGCUCCAACAACUCCAACAACAACUGCAGGAGAAGCAGCUGCUGCAGAGCUUGCUGGAGAAACAGUUGAUGCUGCAGCAGAAGCAGGAGCAGAAGCUCAUGGCAAGUCACAAGGACAAGGAAGAGGACAACACCCACCUUGAACAGAAGGAACAAAGCCAGCCGCAGGUCACCAGGGAAAGGGACAGCGUUCGAAAAGAGCAGACCGACGACACCCCGUCGCACUUUCCGCAGCAGACUCAAACGCACCUUCCCGCACACACGACGCCGCUCCUUCCCCAGCAGAAGCAGCAGAAGCAACAGAUGCAACAGAAUCACCUCUCUGUUGACGCCCCCAGCAAUUACGGCCACCGCGAUAGCUACGGUAGUCUCUACGACUCCUACAACUACGGCUACCACCGCUACAGCCACGACUCGAACCGCUCCAACAUCUCCGCCAUCACCAACACAGACAUCGACGACGGUGCUAGCAGCAUCGCUGGCGGCGGAGGAGGAGGAGGAGGAGGCCCGCGCGGCCGCCAGCAGUCGGUCGUCACCAUGGCCACGUCCGUCACCUCGUCUGGCGGUCCGGGGUGCCGCUUCUCGUCGCAAUCGACGCGCACCACGCCGUCGGCCUUGGGUCAGUAUGCCAAGAGCGGCCUCGCUGGCUCGCAGCGCGAGUCCGUUGCCACGACCGCAUCGUCAGGCGACCGUCACGUCGAGUUCAGCCUCGACACCAGCCGGCGCGGUAGCACCAAGGCCAUCUCCGACAGCACAUCGGACGGCAGCGUUGACGCGGCGAGUGGCGUUCAGGAGGAGAACGCCAGCAAGGCCAAGAGCGCCCAGGACAAGGAAUAUGGUCGGCCCCUGAGCCGCAACAAGUCGACCAGUCGUGAAGGUGCCGUCUCACAGUCUAGUUGGAUGCGUUUUGACGACGACAAUGACGAUGACGGCGCCGACUCCGACAAGGAUGAGACGUACAGUGACAUCAAGAACAUGACCGGCGUCAGCAGCAACCGCCCUGCAUCCCACGUCGACUCCGCGGCCGAACCUAAAAGCAUCGCCGUCUCUCCUGUGAACUACGGAGGCCUUCCCCAGCGACCCAAGACGGCCGUCGGCCCCAUGAACGAUGCACCUGCCACCGAUUUCCGUGCGAUCAACGAUCGCGCCGCCGAGAAGCAGAACGGUCAGAAGAUUCAGACUUCGAACGUCCCGGAUGAGCCAGUAUCAUCAACGUUCACCGGCGUGCCCCAGCGUCGCUCCUCCCUCAGCCACCAAGAUCGGAGAGCUUUGCCGUUCCGGGAACACGACUCUGAACAGCAAAACAAGGCUCACCAUAGCCAUGAACACAAGCUUCGGCAUUUCCUGUCCUUUAGCGACGUGUCUGUCUUCAGUGACGCGCCUCGUGGUAGGAGAGCCGAGGCACUGAAUGACCGUCCCCGAACGAGCUCCUCAUCUCAAUAUCAGAUGCGGCCUGACUUUGCCGUCACGGAACGCCGCAGCCGCUUUGAUACAGACAGCAUUGUAGACCAUGAGGAGCCUCCUGUCUUACUGGAGAAGACCGUCUACCGCAAGCCCGUUGCACGGACACGCACGCCUCUCGACAUGCCACCCAUUAAGAAGGCAGCUCACAAGCCCACCCCGAGUGAGCACCUCGUUCGCCGUGGUCGCGAAGUCUUUUCCGUUACUCGCAGUGGCGCCAAUGAGAACGUUGGCGACAACACCCACGACGCGAGCGAACAGCCUUUUGUCGAGCCGCUCCUUGUCAGCCAGUUUGACGACGACAGCGACGCCGACCAUCACACAGGUGCCGCUUCUGGUCACGACGACGACGACCGCGAGAUCGAAAAGCAUCUGGCCGAAAACGACGCUGAUCUCUUUGGUGACUUUGAGGGGGCCUACAACUACGACGAGGGCCAAGACAAGAUCAUGCUGGCGACCAUGAUGCCCUUUUCCAAGCAGCCGCCGCGCUCCGUCCGCUCCAUUCGGUCGGUGUCACCGGGCCGCCCGCUUGACGCGCUACCAGAGCUCCACGAACGCCCUGCCAUUGCAUCCGUGGCCGCUCUCGUGGAGAACCCUGAAGAGACGUCGUCGCACCUGCAGUCAUGGAUCGAGCACGCGUCGAAGAGCCAGCUUGAGUUGGCACAGGAGCAGCAGCAGCAGCAGAAGCAACAUAGUCGUUCUGCUGUCCCUCGCAAGCGGGAAACUAUCUACGACGACGACGAGCAGCAUGCGGACGAGGCACGCGACGUCGUGCCCGAAGCGAUUGAGGCGCCAAAUGUCCGCCCAAGAACAGCCCCCAACGCCGCCGCACCGGAAGCUGCCUUCUCCAGUGCCGCUGCCACAACGGGCCAGUACGAGCUACAGUCGGCUCUACAGCAGGCCCAGCCCGUCCCGCUUCAGUUCUUCUCACAACCGGGCACCGUCGGCAUUCCCCUGCCACGUGAAGUCGUCGACACGCUUCGUGUCUCUGUCUCUUGCUUUCCUGAGACUAUGCUCAAUCUGUCGAGCUUCUCUAUCCAGACCAUCCGCACCUACUCGCGCAAGGUCCGCCGUUGCAGCCAGACCGAUGCCGACAGCACUUACCGUCUCCUGAUGGCGCCCCAGUUGCCAGGAGCCCUGCCUCCGAGCCCGACGUCCAUGGCACACGGCAUCCCGCCACUGUCGCCCACGUCGCCCACCAGCAUGUCGUUUGACCUUGGGACGGGCGUCUCGCGGUCCAUGACGGCUCCUUCGUUGGCAUCGAACUCAUCGCACCGCUUCUGGAAACUGCCCAAGAAGAUUGCCAACAACACUCGUUCCGCCGCACCCAACUUGCACCUGUUUACCAACUUCCGGUCGUCAAACAGCUCUAGCAGCAUUGGUGGCCUCAACGGUAGCUCCAACAAAGAGUACCCAGCAUCUCCAACCGCGAGCAUGACCCCUUCGAUGCCGCGCCUGUCAACCAAUGGCCGUCGUGGCAGUAGUCGCACCGAGAACAACUUCAUGUCAAUGUCCGGCGGUGGCACCGCCGAAGGCGACCAGCAGGGCAAGGCCAGCUUCCUCUCCCUGAAGCGCAUCUUCCCCACUGGCUCUGACUAUCUGUGCGAAGCAUUGUAUGCCCACAUUAUUGCCUUCAACUACAUUAGCCUCCUGUGCCCGCCGCCGCCUUCAGCAGCGUCCGAGGAUGCUGCGGCGGAGGUCGAUGUUCGCGUCGUCCCUGGUGUCGCCCAACCGUCUUCGAGUGAUCCUGUCACGACUUCCCACACCAUGACGACGGUGGCCUCCUCGGCGACUCUGUUUGAGACAACCCAGCAACAGCGUCGUCAGACGAUUCGUGUCUACGUUGGCUCCGAUGUGCCUCUCCCAGCCAUGUCAGAUGAUGGUCCCUCGCCGAGCGACCAUGGCACGCGGUCACGGCACCAGCCGCUCGAGGAACUGGACGAGAUGCGCCUCAAUGCCAACACAUCCUCUCGCCUGCUGUCCAUGUCGUCGUCGCGGCCGCCGUCGCGCGGGUACAGCGCCCACGGCGACAACGAUGACGGUCGCAUGAUCUCGCGCAAGGCUGCUCUCCUCUUGGGCAUCACUGAGACUCUGGAACCAGAGACGGCCAGCAUGGGCAGUCUCAGUACCAUCAACGGCCACGGUCGUGGCAAGCAGCCGUCAACAGCCUCGGGUGGUGCGUCUGAGCUCUCGUCGCCGACGUCACUACGCAGCAGCAGCUUGGUCCGCCGUUACAACUCGAUGCGCCGUCGCAUGGCCCAGUCCAUUUCGGAGUCAGCUGAGGCAGCUGCAGCAUCAGCGGCUGAUCCCAAUGACCAUUCCUUUGCGGCCCGAGCCAGCCGUGCUGCUGUGGCGUCCAAGAUGAUUAUGAAGUCUCUACCGGGCAGCAUAAGUGGCAACAGCAACAAUAGCAAUAACUCCAAACCAAAGUCGGUCGAAAUUAGCAAGCCGUUUUACGAGGCCGAGGACGUGUCCAUCCCGACCGAAGGCGUCCCCGCUACGGUUGCUGCUGCUACUGCUGCUGCAGCGGCUACCGCCGCUUCUGAUGCGUCGAUGCGCGACCUCCACGCUGGGCUGCACGCCUGCAUCAGCCAGCUGGUUGCCACGAUGAAGCUGACGACUGGGCAGCUGGGCAACACGCUGCUCAACACCGAGGCCGCGCGUGCCAUUGACCCACUGUUCCUGCGCACGCUGUGCGAGUUGGUGCGCUCACAGGAAGAGCAAUUUUAG